CCAAGAGAGCGGUAUCGCUAAUCGCUCAUCUAUUGUGUGUAGUAGCUAUUGCGCCUGUAACAUUCAAAUUUACGGGAGACCAGUUUGGAGUGCUGUUUAACUAGGAUUUUGUUUCUGUCAGCGUCCCCCCUUAGACCGAAUUCCUUCUCUAGUAAAUGGGCGUGGUUUGCUUCGGUUGUUUUUAAUGAACAGGAGGUCCCUCAGACCAAUACCAGUGCCAAACCGCUUGUCAAAACGCAUGCGUAGUGAACGUGCGGAGAAAAUUAAAUUUCCAAACUAUAAGAAGUUGUAGCGGGAGCAGCGUGGUCGCAGUAGCAACACAAAGCUUGUAUCAUUAGGAUUUUGGUACCGGACCAUGUGGAAAAUCAUGCAGGAGAAUUUGGAGGAUCUUACUAGUCCCAAUCUAUGGCGCUCCGUAGCUGCCGAGUUGGUGGGAACUAUGUUCUUAGUGUUUUUCGGGUGUGCCUCAGCCCUACCCCAGCAAUCCACCGGGGGUAUGUCGGGCACAGACUUAAUAGCCAUGCCCCCUUCUACCGUCCAGAUCUCCCUUACCUUCGGUUUAAUUGUUGGCACAAUGGUUUGGGCCAUCGGUCACAUUAGCGGGGGUCACAUCAACCCCGCUGUCACCAUCGGAGCCCUUGUCACAAGGAGGGUCAGCAUUGUCCGUGGACUUAUGUACAUCGUGGCCCAAAUCCUGGGGGGAAUGGUAGGGGCCGGCAUUCUGUACGGCCUCACCCCCAUGGCCGCUCAGGGAACCCUAGGAGUAAACGCCCUUAAAGGCGAAGUCACAGACGCCCAGGGUUUCGGUGUGGAGCUUAUGAUUACAUUCGUGUUGGUUUUCACGGUAUUAGCUUCCAUUGACAGUGAUAGGAAAGAUUUGAACGGAUCUGCCCCCUUGACCAUUGGUCUUGCGGUUGUAGCUGGACAUUUGGUGGCCAUCCAAUACACCGGAUGCAGUUUGAACCCCGCCAGGAGUUUCGGCCCAGCAGUGGUAACCGGUAAAUGGGAUAACCACUGGGUUUUCUGGAUUGGACCCCUCGUCGGAGGAUUUUUAGCUGCCAUCUUGUAUGAAUACCUCUUUUCUGCCGGUGCUACCUUCUCCCGAACACGAAAGUUCUUGAUCAGAAGCCGAAAAUCCAAGGAGAAGCCAGCAUCUGAUGAGAAGGUCGAGAUUAUCGAGAUCGAGAUGAAGAAAGAUGCAGAGCCAGAACCGGAAGCAGAUGUUGAGGCGGCGCAAGCGGAAGUUCAAGAUGAUGAGCCCCUCAUUGACGGUAAACCAGCUAGCGAGUAACUGAUCACAGAUCAAGCGCCCAAGAGCCAUAGAUCAGCUCAACAAAUGAUCUGAUUCAAGAAUACUCUUAGUUCCAGUCGAAGAAUACUCAUAAGAUGAUGAUGGUGAAGAGAAAGGUAUAUAUUUUUAUAUACAUGUAAAUUAGGUGUUUGUGAAUUAUGGUUACAUUUGUGCAGAACAAUAAUUUGAUGUGUUAACAUUUUCUUGCCGAGUAUUUGCUAUAAAGACUGACUCAUUGAUAUAUAACAACAGCAUAUGUUUCAUAUUAAAUAUCAAUAAUUGUUUAUUUCAAUUUCAAAAAUAUUUGAUUCGGUAUUAAAGAUAUUAAGUUAUUAAGUUCUGUACCUUAUAUCCAAAUAUAAUGAAUGACAAUGAAAUCUGUCCGGUGUUUUUAAUGUAUCAAGUAUUUUUAAUUUUUAAUGGUGGACAUUUUUUGUAAGAAUAUAUAUUGUGUUCUAAGAAUUGUACUUGUAUUAUUGGGAACAUUAUUCGAAAGCCAAUUCGCCUUUCGAGCGGUUGGAACGGGAGUUAUGUGUAAUAAAUUUACCACCUGUCAUUAUAUUCGUAAUGUACAGACACUUUGAAAUGUUCCAAAAUGGCAAAAACUAUUUUCUGUUUUCAUUUUAUUUUCUUUUAUUUUUAUUGCAUACAAUUUUAUCAUAUGCAUUUCAUUAAGUGACCUUCUUCUACUAAGCUUAUUUUUUUUUGAUAAAUUUUACACUAAUGAAAUUCAAUCCAUGUGUUUACAAAUAAGAUUAUAAUUAAGGUAUCUAUGCAUGUUAUUAUAACGACGAAAAUUCAUAUUAUUCUCAUUUUAAAUGAAAGAUUAAUAUAAUUCCUAUAUCUUAAUCUCACAAUACAUUGUACAUCGUGCAGUGAGCGACAUUAUUGUAUAACAGUCGUUAUUUAAAUGCCAGCAUUAUCUUCAUUACGUAUAUCUAUAAAUAUUUGUAUAUGUAUUUUAUAUCCCGAUGUAUUUUGUCUUUUAGCUAUCUGGUGCCAAUUUAUUUUCUAUGUGCCUUUCGAAAGCUCACUCCGAUUGGUCAGUUCCCGUCCCAUUCGGAUCCAAUAAAAUGACACGUGAUACAAUAGUGUUCCUAUUGUUUUAGGCUUGUCAGGUCAAAGUUCACGUUCCGAUAAUAUUGUGUUGGCGGGGUAAAUUUUACAAACUAAUUCGAGUGGAAUGAAAACUGACUUAUAUCUCGGAAGUGGGAUUUCGAAAACGGACAUUAGAUUUCUAUGUACAUUGUAUAUCGUUUGUAUGAUAUUACCUCAGUUACAUGUUAAAUGGCCCAGGUGUGCCCUUGAACAUUUAGAUUUUGUAUUGUUUAUCAAAUUGCAUUAAGUGUAAAUUCAUGAUUCAUUAAAGAAUUACUAGUCUGUAGAAA
This is a messenger RNA of Pecten maximus, 2679 nucleotides long. RefSeq names its product aquaporin AQPAe.a-like. Gene Ontology annotation, biological process: transmembrane transport. The transcript is spliced from 4 exons. Lineage: Eukaryota; Metazoa; Mollusca; Bivalvia; Pectinida; Pectinidae. Bases 356 to 1291 code for a protein of 311 amino acids. Gene Ontology annotation, molecular function: water channel activity. The record is from RefSeq and is a predicted model, not a curated record. Gene Ontology annotation, cellular component: plasma membrane.